AUGCACAUCUCGCAAAAGCUCUACGAGGGCCAGAAGAAUGGCAAGCCCUCGUUCUCGUUCGAGUUCUUCCCGCCGAAGACCGCCCAGGGUGUCCAGAACCUCUAUGACCGUAUGGACCGCAUGCACGGCCUGGGCCCGACCUUUAUCGACGUCACCUGGGGCGCCGGUGGCCGCAACUCUACCUUGACCUGCGAAAUGGUCAAGGUCGCACAGUCCGUCUACGGCCUGGAGACCUGCAUGCACCUGACCUGUACCGACAUGGAGAAGUCCAAGCUGGACGAGGCGCUGCGCGAAGCAUACAAUGCCGGCUGCAAGAACAUCUUGGCGCUGAGGGGAGACCCUCCGCGUGAGAAGGAGAAGUGGGAGGCCACCGCCGGCGGCUUCCGCUACGCGAAGGAUCUGGUCAAGUACAUUAGGGACAACUACGGCGACCAUUUCGACAUUGGUGUGGCUGGAUAUUCCGAGGGAUGCGAGGACCAGGACGACCCAAACCUGCUUCUGGACCACUUGAAGGAGAAGGUCGACGCAGGCGGCACCUUCAUCGUAACACAGAUGUUCUACGACGUCGACCUCUUCCUCGACUGGGUCAAGAAGGUGCGCGCCAAGGGUAUUACCAUACCGAUCGUCCCCGGCAUCAUGCCCAUCCACACAUACGCUGCCUUUAUGAGGCGGGCGACCUGGACUAAAUGCCGCGUCCCGCCGGAUUGGCUGGAAGCUCUCGAGCCAGUUAAGAAUGAUGAUGCGGAGGUGCGCGAGAUCGGCAAGCAUCUGAUCGCGAACAUGUGCCGCCGGCUGAUGGAGGCUGGCAUCAUUCACCUGCACUUCUACACCAUGAACUUGGCCCAAUCCACGCGCAUGGUUCUGGAAGAGCUCGGUCUUACUCCGGAUAUGUACAGCCCGCUCGAGAAGCCUCUUCCGUGGCGCCAGUCGCUCGCUCCCGGUCGUCGCGAAGAGAACGUUCGUCCCAUCUUCUGGAGGAACCGCAACCGGUCCUAUGUCGUCCGUACCCAGGACUGGGACGAGUUCCCCAACGGUCGCUGGGGUGAUUCGAGGUCUCCUGCCUUUGGUGAGCUUGACGCCUACGGCAUCGGUCUGAAGGGCACAAACGAGCAAAACAUCAAACUCUGGGGUUCGCCCAAGUCUGUUCGUGAUAUUGCCAACCUCUUCGUUCGCUACAUGGAGGGAAAGCUCGACAGCCUUCCGUGGAGCGAGCAGCCAAUCACCGCCGAGGCCGAUGUGCUCAAGGACAACCUCGUCAACCUCAACAAGCGCGGUCUCCUUACCAUCAACUCGCAGCCUGCUGUCAAUAGCGCCAAGUCCACCCACCCGGUGCAUGGAUGGGGACCUCACAACGGAUACGUGUACCAGAAGGCCUACCUCGAGGUUCUUGUGUCUCCUGAACUUAUUGCAGAGCUGAUCACGCGUAUCGAGCGUGAUCCCGAGAUGACCUACUACGCCGUCAACAAGGCUGGAGACCUCAAGACUAACGCCCCCAGCGACGGUCCCAAUGCUGUUACUUGGGGUGUCUUCCCUGGCAAGGAAAUCGUCCAGCCCACUAUUGUCGAGACCAUUUCCUUCCUUGCCUGGAAGGAUGAGUUCUACCGCCUCGGAGAGGACUGGGCCAAGUGCUACACUUCCGCCAGCCCCUCUCGUUAUGUCAUCGAAGACAUCAUGGAUACCUGGUACCUCGUCAAUAUCGUACACAACGACUUCCACGUUGAGAACGGCAUCUUCGCUCUCUUUGAUGGCCUCGAGGUGAAGGAUCUCGACAAGGAACUUCAUGGUUCUGCGAACGGAGAGGUGAACGGUAACGGACACUCGACGGCCAACGGCGUAGCCCACACCAACGGCGAGAGCAAGAUCCCCGACACCAUUGUCAAUGGCAAGUCAACUUCGGCAGUUCAGAACGGAACUGCCAACUAA
Molecule: messenger RNA, 1923 nt
Organism: Lasiodiplodia theobromae
Lineage: Eukaryota; Fungi; Ascomycota; Dothideomycetes; Botryosphaeriales; Botryosphaeriaceae
Product: Methylenetetrahydrofolate reductase
Exons: 2
Coding region: 1-1923 (640 amino acids)
Biological process (GO): tetrahydrofolate interconversion
Cellular component (GO): cytosol
Molecular function (GO): FAD binding; methylenetetrahydrofolate reductase [NAD(P)H] activity
Source: RefSeq, a predicted model, not a curated record